UUUUAGGUUUUAAUGUAAAUCAUUUGGAUAUAGCACCACGUUAUGCAGCAAUAUUAAUGGGUUUCUCAAAUGGUAUUGGUACAUUAGCUGGUUUAACAUGUCCAUUUGUAACAGAAAAAUUAAUUGCACGAGGACCACGAGGAUGGGAAAAAGUAUUUCUACUUGCAAGUCUCAUACAUUUUACCGGUGUUACAUUUUAUGCUAUUUAUGCAUCCGGUGAGCUACAGGAUUGGGCUGAACCAAAAGAUGAGGAAGAACCAUGGUUCCAUAAUAAUAUCUGUAAAAGUAAUACAAAUCCUGGUAACGAUUAUGGAACUGUAAAUCCAGAACAACAACAAAAUGAUCCAAUUCCAGAUUUUAAUAUGAUCUGGAAUGAUUCAGCAUCGACAAUAAAUCCAAAUGAUAUGAGCGGUAGCUACAAACCAGCAGGAGAUGAAUUGAAUUACAAUCAUUCAAAACGAUACAAUACGAACAAUAACUAUGAUGAUGGAUGGUGACGAAGAAUUUAUCAGAUCUAUUGUUAUUUUAUUAAAACAACCACGAUGACAAAUCAUUCCUAUUCAAAAAAUACAAUUUACUUUCCAGAAAAUUUUGCCGAAAAUUGUAAAACGUAUGGCAUAGGAAUAAAAUAUUAAAAUUUUAUCACAUAC
Molecule: messenger RNA, 650 nt
Organism: Loa loa (African eye worm)
Lineage: Eukaryota; Metazoa; Nematoda; Chromadorea; Rhabditida; Onchocercidae
Product: Slc17a7 protein
Exons: 3
Coding region: 57-497 (146 amino acids)
Source: RefSeq, a predicted model, not a curated record